AUGACUGAAGCUAAUGUAAUUCUCCCAGAGGAGGGAAAGAAAAAUAUUCUCAUCACCAGUGCGUUGCCUUACGUCAACAAUGUCCCGCAUCUCGGUAAUGUCAUCGGCAGCGUUCUUAGCGCCGACGUCUUCUCAAGAUACAGCAAAUUGAGAAAUCGCCCGACCCUAUUCAUCUGUGGAACUGACGAAUACGGAACUGCCACUGAAACUCGUGCACUCGAGCUUGGUAAGACUCCUCAGGAAUUGUGCGAUGAAUUUCACAAGAAGCACAAAGAUAUCUACGACUGGUUCGACAUCUCCUUUGACUACUUUGGUCGCACUACAACUGAACAGCAAACGAUCAUUGCACAAGAAAUUUACCGGAAACUAGAUUCAAAUGGCUAUCUAGAAGAACGAACAACACAGCAGCCCUACUGCGAGACCCACGGAAAGUUUUUGGCCGACCGCUACGUCGAAGGAAUUUGCCCUAAAUGUGCUGAUACCGGAGCACGAGGAGACCAAUGCGAUAAGUGUGGGAGUCUAUUAGAUCCCUUGGAGCUAUUGGAGCCUCGAUGUAAAAUUGAUGGCGCGACACCAGUCACACGCGACACUACUCACGUCUUCUUGAGACUUGAUAAGAUUCAGGAUUCACUCGAAAAAUGGGUUGCAGAUUCAAGUAGCAAUGGAGCUUGGUCAGCGAAUGGCGUCAGUAUCGCCAAAGCAUGGCUCGAAAAAGGCCUAGAAGGUCGAAGUAUCACGAGAGAUCUUGUGUGGGGCACGCCGGUCCCAGCACCUGGUUAUGAAGAUAAAGUACUAUACGUCUGGUUUGAUGCAUGUAUUGGCUACCCUUCUAUUACUGCCAACUAUACUAAAGACUGGGAAUUGUGGUGGCGUAAUCCAGAAAAUGUUAAAUUGUAUCAAUUUAUGGGUAAAGACAAUGUCCAGUUUCACACUAUUAUUUUCCCUGGAUCGCAAAUCGGUACGGGCGAUAAAUGGACCAUGUUAAAUCACCUCUCCGUAACCGAAUACCUAAACUAUGAGCAGGGUAAAUUUUCAAAGUCGCGAGGAAUUGGUGUAUUUGGCGAUUCAGCCCAAGAAACCGGAGUGCCACCCUCAGUCUGGAGGUAUUAUUUAGUUGCCAACCGACCUGAAAAUGGGGAUACCCAGUUUGAGUGGAAGGCAUUUAUUGCAGCUAAUAAUAGUGAGCUUUUGGCCAACCUGGGCAACUUUGUCAAUCGUCUUAUCAAAUUUGUUAACGCAAAGCUUGCCGGCGUGGUUCCGGAAUUCUCAGAAUCUUAUGAGGAUGCUUCCUAUGAUUUCCCCUGCUUUGUCCGCGAGAUCAAUAAACUAUUAGCCGAAUAUAACGCUGAGAUGGAGGGGGUGAAAUUACGAUCUGGCUUGAAAAAAUUAAUGGAGAUCUCAGCCAAGGGAAAUCUGAUGUUAGCUGGCCGUCUAGACAAUACGAAUUUAGCUGAAAGUCCACUGAGAACGAACAACAUCAUUGGAUUCUCCAUCAAUAUGGCCUACCUUAUAGCAUCUCUUGCAUCUCCAUUUAUGCCCUCAACUGCCGCCUCAAUUGUAAAACAACUCAAUAUGCCACUUGCGCCAAUUCCUGAUACCUGGGAUUUUAAAAUUCUUGGUGGUCAUAAAAUUUCCAAGGCAGAAUACCUUUUUACCCGUAUUCCAGAUGAGAAAGAGAAUGAAUGGCGCACCAAGUACGGUGGCACCCAAGCCUCUCGACUUGCGGAAGAGCAGGCUAAAACCAAGAAAAUUGCAGACAAAGCUCGUGAUAAGGAGCGAAAAAAAGCAAAGAAAGAAGCAGGAUUAGCAGCAGCUAAACUGACCAGUCCCAAGUCGAUUACCGACGCCAGUGACGCCAAAAUAAUACUACCUAUUCGUUAG
Molecule: messenger RNA, 1881 nt
Organism: Blumeria graminis f. sp. triticale
Lineage: Eukaryota; Fungi; Ascomycota; Leotiomycetes; Helotiales; Erysiphaceae
Source: the annotation of a GenBank genome assembly